AUGGCCUCAAAGGAAGAAUUUGUAACUGUGAAGGCAUUUUUGCCCACAGUCCCGCUUCCCGCAAAUAGCGAGCGACCCGCAAUAACAACGGAUCGCUUACUCGUCCGCGCCCUCCAAUCAACCGACUUGGAAGCCCUACAUGUCCUCCGUACACAAGAAGAAGUCAUGAGGUGGACGAGCGCCGGGUGCAUUGACGAGAGUAUCGAGAAGACCAAAUCCAAACUGGAUCCUUUCCUACCACCAAAUGAUCUUGUCACCGCCAAUUGUGCCAUCUGUCUGAAGGAAACGGGCGAACUUAUCGGCAUCGGCGGUUGUCAUCUUUAUCCUGGAACGCAUGGGUGGCCUGAAGUUGGAUACAUGCUAAGGACCGAGGCUUGGGGGAAAGGCAUCGCGACGGAGUUCUUGAGCGCCUGGCUGCGAUUUUGGUCAGAGUUACCUCGGACGCAGCGGGAAGUCAGAGUUCGGAAAGAAAUGGUGAUUGGAGAAGGCGAAGUCGAUGAACACCUUAUCGCUAUCACGGAAGCAAGCAAUAGUGGGAGUCAGAGGGUACUGUUGAAAUGCGGGUUUGAGCGAUUCCGCGAGUUUGUCGAGGUGGAUGAUACCAAGACUGUGAAUCUUGUUGCUUUCCGUUUUCUUCCAAAGCGAUAG
Molecule: messenger RNA, 648 nt
Organism: Penicillium mononematosum
Lineage: Eukaryota; Fungi; Ascomycota; Eurotiomycetes; Eurotiales; Aspergillaceae
Product: GNAT family N-acetyltransferase
Exons: 1
Coding region: 1-648 (215 amino acids)
Molecular function (GO): acyltransferase activity, transferring groups other than amino-acyl groups
Source: RefSeq, a predicted model, not a curated record